This is a messenger RNA of Penaeus vannamei (Pacific white shrimp), 1979 nucleotides long. RefSeq lists its product as uncharacterized. NCBI's taxonomy places the organism in Eukaryota, Metazoa, Arthropoda, Malacostraca, Decapoda, Penaeidae. The record is from RefSeq and is a predicted model, not a curated record.
ACUUCUGUGUUUACUCGCUCAGCUGAUUGACAUGGCCUUGAAUCAACAACUAUUUGCCUGUUAGCGGACAGGAGAUUUGAUCAUGAAUGGACAAGGGCUUGAUGAUCGUUAUGACAUCCUUUCCAUUAACAAAAGUCUUGAUGAACUAGGUAUGUUAAGUACUGUUACAGAGAGCCGAAAGGAAUAUUUGCAAGAGUGUUUAAGAGACGGCAUGGAAAAACUAAACGUAGAUCAACCAGGGCCCUCUAGUGCCCGCUGGGAUCCACAAAAGAGCCCCAAAAGUCCUGGAUCUUCAAGCUCUACUGAAAAGGAAAACACGAACCUUGGAGGAUUUCAAGUACUUACCAUGAAUUCAACCUUCAUAACCAGUUUUAAAGCUGGUUACGAAUUACCUUGUCAUGGGAUUAGAGAGCCAACUUCUAAAAGAGUAUAUAAAUGUAGUUUAACUCGUAGACGGCGGUUGCGUACACACCCAUAUGACAAUAACAUGCCUGUGCCUAGUACCAGUGAAACACCAGUUUAUAACAAUGGUUCAUAUCGCUUGCGAACAACAAGUUUAAGUAGUGGGACUAGUAAAAGUCGUGGGAAUAAUAGAAGCCAUAAUGGCAAUUGUAGUAACAAUGGUAAUAAUGGGCCUAUGUUGGUCAGAUCUCGAAGUAUGGAAAACUUGUCUGCUUCAAUAAAUGAUGGGUUGAUUCUUUCAUCUAAGCCAAGAGAGCUAGAGACUGUAUCCAGAGGUAUACAGCAACUAAAGAUGGAUGACUGUGUUUGAGAUUCACAGUUUGUGUGUUUAUCUGGCUUGUACACUACAUAUUACAUGUGUUAAUAUUUUUAAAAGAGAAAAUCACCUGCUGUUGGAAGUUAUUUCACUCUAAAUAUUUCUGAUUCAGGAAAUAAGGUUAAGAACUUCCACUGUGCAACAUCCAAGAAAUAUUCCAUCAAUAAGUUGAUCCUUUUGUGGCAGAUGGAUGUAUUAUAGACUUGAUUUGUUAUUUUUGCUUUUUGGGGGAAGUGUUGCUCUUGGUUAAAUGGUUAUCAGCACUUGAAACUGAAAUGUGAUACGGUUCAGAUCUGAAGCCAAAGUAUUGAAGUGAGUUGCAUAUAUGGCCUUUGAUUGUGAAGUUGUUAUAUUUUUAUGUUACCUUAUUAAGAUCAAACCUUGUUAAUUUGAUAUUGAAGGACAGGAAAUUGAUUUAACUUCAAUCAGGUACAGUGCUUUUGUCUUGACAGUUCUACCUCAUGAUCAUUAUAGAUAUAUUUAAUGGUGAAUAUAUUUUAUUGGUACAAAUGUUAGAAUAUUAUCAUGAAGAGAGAAUUGCUCCAGGCUGUGUUUGUUUAUACAGCAAUGUGUUUGAGGGAACUAUCCAUUUAUGGAAAUAUUAGCAACUAUCUGCAGAAAAGAGGCCAACAAAUGUUUGACAUUUUAGGGUAAUAUAAGGUGAUGAUUUUAUUACUUAGAGCAGAAAAUUUCAAUGUUGUCAUAACUGGAGAACUAAGAAUUUAUAUGCCAAAGAUUAUGUCCUACUAUCUUGUAUAGAAAAAGUGAUAAUAGUAGUAAAUUAGAAUAUUUGUUUAUGAAACUUAAAAUGCUUCUAUACCUUUCCUUAUGACAGUAUGUACUGAAGCUCACAUUUGUAGCAAAAAUAACAAAUAUUUAGUAUUUUUAAGGCUUAUAUUUGAAUGUUCACAGUUUAUAUGCAAACUGUAUAUGUUCAGUUCAUCAUUUCAUGAGUAUGCACAGAGAAGUAAUAGGUUAUAGCCAGUGUGCAUGAAAAAAAGAUCUGUGGGAAAGAAAGUAUACAUAAGCUUAAAACAUUUUUUUCUUGUUAUGCUUUUAUUUUUCCCCUAUGGCCAUGCUAUGUUACAGUGGUAUUUGAUGGAUAUGCAUUGAAUUGCAUCAUAUCAAUGAGAACUGAAAUGAUAAUGAUCAAAUGGAUGCUUUAUUUGACAUAAGUUGAAAUUAGAAAAUGAAGAUCAUA